Molecule: messenger RNA, 2766 nt
Organism: Mya arenaria
Lineage: Eukaryota; Metazoa; Mollusca; Bivalvia; Myida; Myidae
Product: electron transfer flavoprotein-ubiquinone oxidoreductase, mitochondrial-like
Exons: 14
Coding region: 10-1848 (612 amino acids)
Biological process (GO): electron transport chain
Cellular component (GO): mitochondrial inner membrane
Molecular function (GO): iron-sulfur cluster binding; electron-transferring-flavoprotein dehydrogenase activity
Source: RefSeq, a predicted model, not a curated record
GAAAACAAGAUGGCUUCUAUGUUGCGGCACCUCAAAUAUUGCAGACGAUCGGUGAUAACAGCCCUUCAGCAAUGUCAGGCCAGGCAGAUGUCGCAGUUUCCCGACUCCUGCUUUCCACAGAUCACCACACAUUACACUGUCAAACCCAGGGAGAACGAUCCUAGAUGGAAAGACAUAGAAAUGGAGCGUUAUGUUGACGAGGUGGAUGUGGUCAUUGUGGGUGGAGGCCCAGCAGGACUGAGUGCAGCCUGCCGUCUCAAACAGCUUGCUAACGAUCAGGGAAAGGAAAUGAGGGUCACGGUCGUGGAGAAGGCUGCAGAAAUGGGUGGACAUAUCCUGUCUGGUGCUGUUAUUGAAACAAAGGCUCUGGAUGAACUCUUCCCUGAUUGGAAAGAAAGAGAGGCACCCCUCAACACACCUGUGACAAAAGAUUCCUUCAAGUUUCUUACAAAAACUGGCAGCAUUCCAAUUCCAAUGGUUCCUGGUCAGCCGAUGAACAACCAUGGUAACUACAUUGUAAGACUGGGACACUUUGUACGCUGGCUUGGGGAGCAGGCUGAACAAUUGGGUGUGGAGCUGUAUCCAGGCUGUGCCGCCAGUGAGAUUCUGUAUAACGAAGAUGGCAGUGUAAAAGGAAUAGCUACAAAUGAUGUUGGAAUACACAGGGAUGGUUCACCAAAGGAGACAUUUGAGCGAGGUAUGGAGCUCCACGCCAAGAUGACCAUUCUCGGCGAGGGUUGCCACGGUUCUCUGACCAAAGACCUGUACAAGAAGUUCAACAUGCGUGAGAACUGCCAGCCUAUGACAUACGGUAUCGGGGUGAAGGAGCUCUGGGAGAUCGACCCGGCCAAACACCAGCCAGGAUAUGUCAUGCACACUAUUGGAUGGCCCUUUGACAAGAACACUUAUGGAGGCACAUUCAUGUAUCACCUGGAUGAUGGCCCACUUGUAGCUGUUGGUCUUGUGGUUGGUCUUGAUUAUGAGAACCCGUACUUGAGCCCCUUCCAGGAACUUCAGCGCUGGAAGACUCACCCGGCCGUCAUUGACACAUUUAAGGGAGGUAGCCGGAUAGGCUACGGGGCGCGGGCACUCAAUGAAGGCGGUUACCAGUCUAUCCCGGACCUGACCUUCCCAGGCGGCUGUGUGAUCGGGUGUUCUGCGGGCUUCCUGAAUGUGCCCAAGGUCAAGGGCACCCACCUUGCCAUGAAGAGUGGCAUGCUGGCUGCAGAGUCGAUAUUUGAGAACCUUAAAGAGGAGAACCAGGCUGACACUUUACAGGCCAAGACCCCAUCAAUGUACCAGGAGACCCUCAAGAAUAGUUGGGUAUGGAAGGAGUUGUACAGUGUUAGGAAUGUCCGUCCAUCCUUCAACACCCCCCUGGGGCUGUACGGAGGGGUCACAUACACAGCUUUCUUCUACAUAUUGUGUCGCGGCAAGGAGCCAUGGACACUCAAGCAUAAAGGUGCUGAUAAUAAACAUCUCAAGCCAGCCUCAGAAUGUACACCAAUAGAAUACCCAAAGCCUGAUGGCCAGAUAACCUUUGACCUCCUGUCAUCAGUGGCUCUUACGGGCACGAAUCACGACCACGACCAGCCACCCCACCUCACAUUGAUGGAUGAUACAGUUCCCGUGAAAAAUAACCUUGCCCUCUAUGAUGGGCCCGAGGGGCGAUUUUGUCCUGCUGGUGUAUACGAGUAUGUUGAGACGGAGGAUGGGCUCGGGAAGCGACUCCAGAUCAACGCCCAGAACUGCAUCCACUGCAAGACUUGUGAUAUCAAAGACAUCACCCAGAACAUUAACUGGGUUACGCCUCAGGGAGGGGAGGGGCCUGCAUACAAUGGCAUGUGAGGCGAUGGUGUGAAAUUCAAGAGAGUGGUGCAUAAUGAACCAUUGUCAUAAAUAACUCAUUUCUGCUCAGAUGGAUGGAUCGGAUAUGUAACAGUGAUAUUGUGAAGCCCGGGAUCAAAUUAUUCAAGCAGCUGCAAAGUCUUUGGUCUCAUUCUAGGUCGCAGUCCAAAUACAGUAUACACACUUUGUGGCAAACUUCCCAAAAAUAUAAACAAAGGUGUAAUUUGUGAUAAAACUUUAUGCAAAUAACUGGUUUUACUUCAGAUCAUCUUCAAAAUCAGCUGGGAUGGAAAAGUUUGUGUUAUAUGAAUGCCUUUGGCUAUAUAAGAAGUAUCAAUGUUAUAUUAAGAAAUAUUUAAUCAACAAAACUAGUGUAUAACAAUGGUGAUUUUUAAGCAUGUCUGCAGCAGUUUCUUGAUACUGGUAGGUAGGUGCAUUAGGGUGUUUGGUGUUAUAUUUUGUGUGCUGAAAAUUAGUUCCCUUUUUUUCAAAUUAUUUAAAAAAUAAUUUCUGAUAUUGAAAGAUAUGUACAGGGUUUAAGUCAUUGUUAAAACAUAUUCAGAUAGGUAAAAUUUUAAUGAUAAAGGAGGGCAAGGCGUCAAGUCCUAAGUCAUUCACAUUUUACCUAGUAUGUUCUCAUUAUAUUAGAUUGUUACCUGUUUUCAGCAGAUGUCUGUUUGUCAAGUUGUAUAACUACUUAAUAAUUAAGCUCGGUGCUUAUUAAAAGCUGGUUUUAAUCUGAAUACUUUAUUAUGUAAUAAGUGUGUUUGGUUUAUGUUAAGAGAUUAUGUUCUUAAAGGUAUAUAAAGUUGACAGUAGUUGUGUAUGAGAGGAUUUUAACUGUUUUGCAGUUAAAAAUUAAAUUGUUUAUAUAAAUUUACAUAUGUCAUGUUUGAAAUAAAUACAGAUUGAAACAAA